Molecule: messenger RNA, 513 nt
Organism: Humulus lupulus (European hop)
Lineage: Eukaryota; Viridiplantae; Streptophyta; Magnoliopsida; Rosales; Cannabaceae
Exons: 1
Coding region: 1-513 (170 amino acids)
Molecular function (GO): RNA-DNA hybrid ribonuclease activity; nucleic acid binding
Source: RefSeq, a predicted model, not a curated record
AUGUUGGUUCUCUUUUGGCGCAUUUUGCAUAGGAGGAAUAAAAAAGUUCAUGAAAAUUCUCUUCUUAGUAUAGAACUUACUGUGAACUGGUCUUUGGAUUACUUGGAGACUUAUCAAAAAGCAAAUGGAAAUGUUGUUGCUAAAGCGAUUCAGCCUAUGAGUAAUACUAGCAAAAACAUGAAUAUGAAAUGGUGCAAGUCGCCUGAUGGAAUUGUGAAAGCUGACGUAAAUGCGGCUAUUGAUGUAGCAAGAAGGCUAGCGGGUUUUGGAGUGGUUGUUCGUGAUACCCAAGGUCAAACUCUUGCUUUGGCAGUGUGGUCUUCUACUGCUACCUUUUCACCUGAAUUUGUCGAGACUAUUGCUAUCCUUAAUAGCUUAAGAUUAUGCCGACAAUUGGAUUACUCUUCUAUAAUCAUUGAAUUUGAUUGCAAGUCAAUGUUGAACGAAAUUAAUAAUCGAAUCUCUCUUGAUUCCUCUCUUGGCUUGGUUAUUCAAGAUAUCAUUGUUAUUUGA